This is a messenger RNA of Syngnathoides biaculeatus (alligator pipefish), 7429 nucleotides long. RefSeq names its product histone deacetylase 4 (gene hdac4). Bases 186 to 3404 code for a protein of 1072 amino acids. Gene Ontology annotation, biological process: negative regulation of transcription by RNA polymerase II; chromatin organization. The transcript has 26 exons. The record is from RefSeq and is a predicted model, not a curated record. Gene Ontology annotation, molecular function: histone deacetylase activity. Gene Ontology annotation, cellular component: histone deacetylase complex. Lineage: Eukaryota; Metazoa; Chordata; Actinopteri; Syngnathiformes; Syngnathidae.
GACACCGAGAGUGGGAAAGAGCUCUCUCACUCUUCCCACUAGGAAAACACCAUUUGUCUGCUGCUGUGUGUGUGUUUUUUUUUCUCUUCUUAGGACUACACAGCUCACUUCAGAGUUACACUUAUUUUUCUGUGGCCCGCACAAAAUUGCGCACAUUGCUCGGAGCGGACGGCAAAGCGCAACUGAUGGUUGACGUGAGCACGGCAGCACUGCCCUCGCAGGUGCCCCCCACGAGCACAACGAUCCUCCCUAUGGACCUGCGGAUGGUUGACCACCACCACCAACAGACCCCUUAUGGAUUACUCCCCCAGCCACACCCGGCACCGCCCACUUCCACUGCUUGCCCCGCAUCUAAUGAGCCAAGCAAUGGGCCAAUCAUCAGCCACCAAGAGCAACAGCUGCAGCAGGAGCUGGUGGCUCUCAAACACAAGCAGCAGCUUCAGAGACAGUUACUUAUUGCUGAGUUUCAGAGGCAGCAUGAGCAACUAUCCAGGCAGCACGAAGCCCAGCUACACGAUCAUAUCCAGCACCAACAGGAUUUAAUGACGCUGAAACAUCAGCAGGAGCUGUUGGAGCAUCAGAGGAAGGUGGAGCAGCAGCGCAAUGAGCAGCAGUUGGAGAAACAGCACCGCGAACAUAAGCUACUGCAGCUCAAAAACAAGGAACGGGGCCAAGAAAGUGCGGUGGCCAGCACCGAGGUAAAGAUGAGACUUCAAGAGUUUGUCCUGAACAAGAAGAAAGCCUUGGCUCAGCGAAACUUAAACCACUGUCUGCCCAAUGAUCCACGCUACUGGUAUGGGAAAACCCAACACAGUUCUCUGGAUCAAAGUUCCCCUCCGCAAGCUGUAAUGUCACCAUACCCUCACGCAAUGCUGGGCACAUACGACUCGAAAGACGACUUCCCUCUACGCAAAACAGCCUCUGAACCCAACCUGAAGCUUCGCUCCCGACUAAAGCAGAAGGUGACUGAGCGCCGCAGCAGCCCUCUCCUCCGCAGGAAAGACGGCCCUAUCGCCACGGCAAAGAAACGCUCCCUGGAUAUUGCCGACUCUGCAUGCAGCAGUGCCCCUGGCUCUGGUCCCAGCUCGCCCAACAACAGCUCCAGUAACAUCCCUCACGAGAAUGGUGUUCCCAUCUCCAGCAGCCCAGGAGAGACGUCCCUGCUUCAGCAACUAGUUUCAAGGGAUGGUUCCGUCAGCCAUCUCUCACUCUACACCUCCCCUUCUCUGCCCAACAUUACCCUGGGACUGCCAGCUACAUGUCCUGGAGGCAAUACAAUAUCAGGACAUCAAGAUGCAGAAAGCCGCCUGGCGUUGCCUGGUGCCUUGCAGAAGAGCAUUCCUUUGACUCCCCCUUUCCUGCCCGCUGCCCACUUGCCUGCCUACUUGGCAUCUUCAGGUCUGGACAGAGAGGGGGUGGGAAGCGGCGCAGCUGGCCAUGCCCCUCUUCUCCAACACAUGGUGCUGUUGGAGCAGAGCCACAGUCCAAUGGUUGGCUUAAGCGGCCUUCCGCUCCCGUCGCCUUCUAUCUCCAAGCUGGCGCGGGGCCACCACCCUCUGGGUCGGACCCAGUCGGCCCCCCUGCCCCAGCAGCAGUGCGGUCAGGCCCAGGCCCUGCAGCAGCUGGUGGUCCAGCAGCAGCACCAGCAGUUUCUGGAAAAGCACAAGCAACAGUUCCAGCAUCAGCAACACAUCAUCAACAAGAUCAUGUCAAAACCCGGCGACCAGUGCUCAGCUGCCAGCUCCGCCCCAUCCGUGUCAUCAAGGCAGCACCAGAGCCACCCGGAGGAGACGGAAGAGGAGCUCAGGGAGCACCAGGGCCUGUCGUCGUCCUCCUCCUCCUCAUCAUCGCCCUCCUCUUCCUCCUUAGUCAUUAAGCAGGAGCCCCUUGACCCUCAGGAGCAGGAGGAGAGGCAGGCCGAGCAGGAGCUCUUGUUCCGACAGCAGCAGGCCCUGCUGUUGGAGCAACAACGUAUCCACCAGUUGAGGAGCUACCGGGCGUCGAUGGAGGCGGCCAGCUUGUCAGUCAGCUUGGGGGGCCACCGCCCGCUCUCCAGGGCCCAGUCCUCCCCGGCCUCUUCCUCCUUCCCCAUGAUGGUGCCGGAGCCGGUCGUCAAGCCACGUUUCACUACAGGUCUGGUGUAUGACUCACUGAUGCAAAAGCACCAAUGUAUGUGCGGCAACACAAACAGCCACCCGGAACACGCGGGUCGCAUCCAGAGCAUCUGGUCUCGUCUGCAGGAAACGGGCCUCCGGGGACACUGUGAGUGUAUCCGGGGAAGGAAAGCAACACUGGAGGAACUCCAGACAGUCCACUCUGAAUCCCACGUUCUAACGUAUGGAACCAACCCACUGCGGCAGAAGCUGGACUGUUCCGUCAGCCCCAUGUUUGUGAGAUUACCAUGCGGAGGCGUUGGGGUGGACAGCGACACCAUUUGGAACGAGGUCCACUCCUCCAGCGCCGCUCGCCUGGCUGUUGGCUCGGUGGUGGAGCUCGUCUUUAAAGUAGUGUCGGGAGACCUGAAGAAUGGUUUUGCGGUUGUGCGACCACCUGGCCACCAUGCAGAGGAGAGCACCCCGAUGGGAUUCUGUUACUUCAACUCAGUGGCCAUAGCAGCCAAGCUCCUGCAGCAGAGGCUCAAUGUCAGCAAGAUCCUCAUUGUGGACUGGGAUGUUCACCAUGGCAAUGGGACCCAGCAGGCCUUCUACACGGACCCAAGUGUUCUUUACCUGUCACUGCAUCGCUACGAUGACGGCAACUUUUUCCCUGGAAGCGGAGCUCCCGAUGAAGUUGGCAGCGGCCCUGGUAUUGGCUUCAAUGUGAAUAUGGCCUUCACUGGAGGACUCGAACCUCCCAUGGGUGAUGCAGAGUACUUGGCAGCAUUUCGGACGGUGGUGAUGCCAAUAGCCAAUGAGUUUGCGCCCGACGUUGUUCUGGUAUCUUCUGGUUUUGAUCCGGUGGAUGGACAUGCUCCACCUCUUGGAGGAUACACACUGACUGGCAAAUGUUUCGGCUACCUGACCAGGCAGCUGAUGGGUCUGGCAGGCGGUCGACUGGUACUCGCCCUGGAGGGAGGCCAUGACCUCAAAGCCAUAUGUGAUGCGUCUGAAGCCUGCGUCUCCGCUCUGCUCGGCAACGAGUUGGAGCCCAUUCCAGAUGAGGUGUUGCAUCAGAGACCAAACGCCAAUGCUGUUCACUCAAUGGAGAAAGUUCUUGAAGCUCACAGUAAAUACUGGCGCUCAUUACAACGCUCUGCCUCCACGCUCGGUCGCUCUUUGAGCGAAGCCCUAAGACGAGAUGCGGAUGAGGCCGAAACUGUCUCUGCUAUGGCCUCAUUGUCCGUCGCCAACAAGCACAUCGCAAAGGCUCAAGACGAACCGAUGGAAGAGGACCCCCCCAUGUAAAGAGGCCUCGUUGCCUUUGACGCACUGAGACUUUGCGUGGCCCCCCCACGCAUCCCGACGGUUCUCAAUACCACUCUACGACUCUGCUCGUUUCAUAUCGAGAUGCCGUCUUAUAGUGGAGAGGAGGACGUGGACGGGACACGCAGAGACUGAUCAGAAUACGUAAAAUGCAUUAUCAUGUAAAUCUACCUUGAUGUGUACAAAUCGACGUGAGGGUCAACUAGUUAACCAGGGUAAACUAGUGGAACAGACCACCAUUCCGCAACCUUUAGUGCCAGUACUUUUCAAACACUAGACAGGUGUUCUUAUGUACAUUUUUUUUUAAUUCCAGUCAAAAAUACAUCCUGCGCGGACAUGUGCAUCCUGCUUUUUGUAAUCUUUAUUUUUUUUCCGUGUGUGCGUGUUUUCAUCAGAACCCACCAGAGGAUAUGAAGAAUGUGAUUCUGCACUAAGGGUAGAACAUUCCUGUUUGUUUGUUUGUUUUUUUGUUUAUUUUCUGAAAGAAAGAGAUCAAUUUGGUCACAUUUUUCCAAUGUGUUGUAUGAUCCACAGGUGUUCAAAAUGAAUGAUAUGGAAAGGAAAAAAAACUGUUUGUGCCUUUUUUUCAAUUGUUUUAAGUGAUAUGGAUUUUUGGGGUACUUGGUUAAAAAACUAUGCCUUAAAAAAAUUCUACAAGAAUUGCCGAAUGGUCCAGAGUGUGCAUAUUAGUGCCACGAACUUUCCUUGUUUCCCUUGAAUUCCCUGCAGCAAGGCUUACGUCUCCUUUUAUUUCCAACCUUCUUUUUUCCUGCUCUCAUCUUGAUGGUCAGGGCCAAUCCGCCAAUGGAUUUGGUGGGAGGUAGUUCAAAGUAGAAUGGACUGUAAAAGAGCAGAUUCAGUACGCUGUGUUCCAAAUUAUUACUGAUUUAAAUUAAAGAAACAUUUGAAAGGGAGGGGAAAAAAAUACAUCAUCCCCUGACCGGAACCCUGUUGAGAACCUUUGUAGUAUCUUUAUAAAUGUCUACUCUAGUAUACCUCCAAAUAGCAACUCUUGGAGGCAAUAUUUACAACCUCAAAUGAGACACAGGAGAAAUUUAAUUUUUGUAUGACUGUGUGCGUGUCAACUAAAAUGCUUUCCUUUUUCCUCAAUGGAUAUUUUUUUUUCUUAUUUUGUGCAUAAUGACGUGGAAUAGAAAAAAAAUGUAAUUUUGCACGCCAAACAAACGUAUCAGUUUUCGAUCAAUAAAAUUAAUCUAAUUUUAUGAUCCCAAAUCAUGUAUUCACUGUAAAUCAAAUUGACUCUUGAGGAAAAUGGACAGUAACAGCAAACAGUCAUGUGGUUUAGACCACAGGAUGCUUCUUACUUUUUUUUUUAAUUGGGAUGAGCUGUGAAGUCCUUUCAGAGUCUUUUGUGAUUAAGGACUUUACAAGAAGUAAACUUGACGUGUUCAAUUUUUAAAAAUGAAGAUCAUGUACAGAUUCAGUUAACAUCAGGAACAUAUGAAAAUGCCAAUUCCAGUUUAAUUUUUUGUGUAAAAAUCAACUUAUUUUUACAAAUAUUUCUGACUUUUCACUUGAUUGCAGUUUUCAUGAGCAUCCACGUUGGAAAAAAUAACAGAUAUUUUGAUUUGUGUGUAUUGAAUUUCAGUUUGACUUGUUGAAUUGAACGACUAAAUUCAAAUUUACGAAAAUGCACCUGUAUGCCUGAUAAUGUGGAACACAGUGUAGUUAGAAUAUUGUGAAUAUUUAAAUAAAAACGAUGUCCCAGUAAAUGUUUUAACAUCUGAGGUUGGAAAGAGGCAAUGGCCUCCUCUUUAUGACACCGUGGUUUCCACGAUAUACCACGUGGGAGGUUGCAAAGGGGGCAGCUGCUUCAACAUCUGCUCGCCAAAUGUCAGAUGUUGCAGCAUGUGGCAGGUGUGUGUACAUCAAAUACUGUCACACCCCCUUUUUUCUUUUUUUCGCUCCAUAAUCACCUUUUUUUUUUCCUUGUAUAGCCUCAACGUAUGCUACGCUUUGGUUCCUGAGCCUGUCAAUGAAGAGUUUAGAAGGUGGUGCCUUGAGAUACGAAUUGAAGUUGUUUCAUGACCAUGUCUGUAACUCAAAACAAAACAAAAUUAUUGCACCAUUAAUUCGGAAUCCCCCCAAAAAAUUGGAAUGUCUUUUUAUUUAGAAAAAUAGCAUUCAAAUAUUGUACUUUCGGAAAACAUUUGUAAAGAAUGAAAAGAAGUCAAGUCACUGAUGGUAGAGUGGUACACGCGCCUGACUUUAGUGUGGGCAGCGUGGGAUCAAGUCCUGCUCAGUGAUGAUAUCAAUAUAUGCCCCUGCCCUUGUGAGGAUAAGCGGCUUGGACAAUGGAUGGAUGGACUCUGUAAAGAUGUCAAAGUGUUUUUGCCACAUUUUUAGGGUUUAACUCAAUGGAUAUUGUGCUGCUCCUUUGCGUAUGUGCACCCUGGCCUGGAACCAGUAUAAUCGAAUACUGUACGUGGAGCAAUGGCAUGGUGGAAAACUGGUUGGAGUGUCUGCCUCACAGUUGUGAGGACCGGGGUUCAAACCCCGGCCCCUCCUGUGCAGAGUUUCCAUGUUGUCCCUGUGCCUGCAUGGGUUUUCUCCCAUAUCCCCAAAAUAUGCCUUCAUUGAAGGCUCUAACUUGCCCUUUGGUGCAAAUGUGCCCUGCGAUUGGCUGGUGACCAGUUCUGGGUGUACCCGGCCUACUCCUCAAAGAUAGUUGCGAUAGACUCCAGCAGUCCCAGAACCCUUGUGAGAAUAAGCAACUCAGACAAUGCAUGGCUGUACAUGGAGCUCCUCAAUAACCUGGUAUUAGUAUUGCUUUACAGAAGAUAAACAAUAUAUGCCUGCAUUGUUAUAUCUGUCUACUUAAGUUGCUCCUCUCUUGUGUUCAAAUAUCCAUUGUAAAAAGGUUAGCAACUUGACAUAAUGCUAUUUGUUCGCCCAUCCAUGCCCUUUUGCUUUGUUUGUUAUAUAAUAAUCCAAUCAGAUUUUAAGAUAUUUGGUUAUUUUUGUCUUUUUUUCUGCUUAGUAUCUAUAUCUGCCACGUUGAGUUUAUUGCGACCAUACAGCGCUUGUAUCUCAAAUUUUGCUCAAAAGUCAAAGCAAAAAUAGGCCGAAUGAUGGCUUGUAUCGCCAAAAACUUGUAUGUCAGCUUCAUCGUAUUUCAAGGCACCACUCUAAUUAAAUAUAAUUACACUAAGAUCAUCAAAUUUUGGAAGUAUGUGUACGGCAAUCAUAAUGUCUCCACAUUUCUUAUCGGAAAGUGCAUUAUUUGCAUUAAAGUAAGAAUAAAAAUCUCUGGGCAGCUACUUUCUUCCCUUUGAUGUUGCCUCCAUUAAAAAAAAAAAAAAAAACACACAAUUGAUAGUUAGAACGCAGAUGUGGAAUUUGUGGCUAUUUGCUAAUGUUUCUACAUGAAUGCUCUCAAUAUUCCUGCCACAUGCUUUUCUUUGCUUCACCCUCCUCUCCGUUGGGAUGUCGUGACUUUUUUUUGUGUGUAUUUUUUGUUUUUUAAUGAUUUUGUAUAUUUUGUUCAUAUUGCCUUGUGUUACACUGCAAAGCUGACAAGACUGAUGAGGGGCUGGAAAUGAACUGAGGGUUUUUUUUUGUGUGGGGAGAUGUUUCUACUUUGUAUACAAUUGUGUAUUGUUUGUUCAUAGUAGAGUUAUAUAUAUGAAAAAGAAAUGAUUAUAUUCUAUAACGAAGUAUGUAUGUAUACAUGACAUGUAGUGGGCCCUUUGUCGGGUGGGGGGGGGGGUACAGUUACUGAAGGCACCGUUUGCUGUCUUUGGUUCUAGUUUGCUGUCAAAUUGUGCUUUUUAUGGGUUGUCUUUUGGUCACCGGUCACAUUUUUGGACUUGUUCGUUCCCGCGGCACCGCGUCGGCCUCUCUGCUUCGUGUAGUCACGCACAUAUUUGUACUUUUCCAAAUUCACCCUGUCUUUUCCUGUCUCUCUUUUGAUUGUAGAAGAACAUGCGUUUUAUAUGGCACCUGUUACAUUUUAGUAAUUCAAGAAACCCGAGACCAUUAUUAAA